AAGGAGGAAAAUACAAAAUAUAUAAAAAAAUCAAUCUUAAUAUUAAAAUCGUUUGUGUAAAAAGCAAACUGAAAAACAACAGCUGUAAGGUUGUCAUUGAUAAAUUGCUUCAAUUCGAUAUGAAAUGUUCGUCUCGAGCAGCUGUUUAUUGAGUAGUGAUAUGAUGUUGUGACGGUGGUGCAAAGCGUGUAUUUUCUUAUUUGUCAUUUAAAAUCAUCUCGUGUGAUAAAAUGUCAGCUGCCACUUGUUCACGUAUACGUACGACAUCAACAACAAAUUCAAAUUUGAAUGUUGUUGCCGAGACUACAGUAAAUGUAAAAUUGUGUAAUAUGGCUUGCAGUUUAACGAGCGGUAAUAGUCUACGAUCCAGUGAAUCAUCGGAUCCCUUAGAAUCCGAUUAUAGCGAAGACGCCGAUGAAGAAGAGCCAGAGGAUGGUGAAGAUAUAAAACACGAACAUAACACUGACGAUAGAGAGAAUGAUUACGAUUAUGACGAAAAUGCUGCCGAAAAUGAAGAAGACAAUCAGAAUGAUGACGAUAAUAAUGAUGACACUGAUGAUGGCGGCGAAGAUGUCAAUGAAACAAGUAAUGAAGGAGACGACAACACUGAAGAUAAUAGCGAUACCGAUACGGCAAGAAGUCUUAGAAUAUACAGUUUGGAUGAUUUCCAAAUAAUAAAAACUGUAGGUACGGGAACAUUUGGUCGCGUGUGCUUGUGUCGUGAUCGAGUGACUAAUCAAUAUUGUGCCAUGAAAAUAUUAGCAAUGACCGAUGUUAUACGUCUAAAACAAGUUGAGCACGUCAAAAAUGAAAAAAGCAUUUUAAGUGAAAUCGACCAUCCCUUUCUCUUAAAUUUAGAAUGGUCGACAAAAGAUAACUGCUGCCUGUAUAUAAUUUUCGAAUACGUCUGUGGUGGUGAAUUAUUUACAUACCUAAGAAACGCUGGUAGAUUUAAUACGGAAACCUCGAUCUUUUUUGCUGCUGAAAUUGUGUUGGCUUUUGAAUAUUUGCAUUCACUGCAAAUAGUUUAUAGAGACUUGAAACCUGAGAAUGUAUUGAUUGGAAGGGAUGGACAUGUUAAAAUUACUGACUUCGGUUUUGCAAAGAAAUUAAAGGAUCGCACUUGGACACUAUGCGGCACACCAGAGUACUUAGCACCAGAAAUUAUACAAUCUAAGGGACAUAAUAAAGCUGUCGAUUGGUGGGCGUUGGGUAUACUUAUCUAUGAGAUGUUGGUGGGUUAUCCGCCGUUCUACGAUGAAAACCCAUUCGGUAUAUAUGAAAAAAUUCUCGGAGGAAAAAUUGACUGGCCACGUCACAUAGAUCCUAUAGCCAAAGAUUUAAUUAAAAAGUUGCUCACGCACGAUCGCACAAAACGCUUGGGCAAUAUGAAAAAUGGGGCCAAUGAUGUUAAAAGACAUCGAUGGUUUAAGAAUCUUGUAUGGCUCGAUGUCUAUCAGAAACAUUUAAAGGCGCCCAUUGUACCUGAAGUUCAAAGCGAAGGUGAUACCACUCAUUUUGACGACUAUCCUGAAAAGGAUUGGAAACCAGCCAGAUCAUUAGACCAAUCGGAAUUGCAGUUGUUUAUUGACUUUUAAUAGCUUUGAUUGCUUCGGCGGUUAUGAUAUUUAUUUAGUUUUUUAUUUUGUUUUAUAAUUUUAAAAAGCCGAUACGUGCUUGUUAUUACGGCUUGCACUCGCCUAGUGCGGCUAGUAAUACAUUAGUCAUCUGUGGGCGGGCGGAAGCGUAAAAUUUGUAGAAAAUUUGUUUUAAUGUUAAAUUUUAUUUGUAAUUAAAUUUGUUUUAUUGUUGAUAUUUCUAAUUUAUUCUCAUUACCGCACGUCGGACAGUGCGUCGGUGUUCUAUUGUACUAUUAGAAUCUCGGCCUGCAACUUUAUGCUUAGAGUAGU
Messenger RNA from Glossina fuscipes, 1910 nucleotides. RefSeq names its product cAMP-dependent protein kinase catalytic subunit 3 (gene Pka-C3). The coding region runs from base 231 to 1598 and encodes 455 amino acids. Gene Ontology annotation, biological process: protein phosphorylation. The transcript is spliced from 8 exons. Lineage: Eukaryota; Metazoa; Arthropoda; Insecta; Diptera; Glossinidae. The record is from RefSeq and is a predicted model, not a curated record. Gene Ontology annotation, molecular function: protein serine/threonine kinase activity; ATP binding.